CGUACAGCGGCCGCUUUCUUGGGGCCCCUGCAGCCGUGUCCAGCGCACCUCCGAGGGCUCGGGCAGCGGAAGGCGAGGAAGGGACGCUCCGCCAGCCUCUCGCCGCCUUCCCUCGACGGCCCCCCUGCCCGUGCGCUUCCCCGGCCGCUCUUCGACGGAGAAAGCGGGCGACGAUGAAGCUCUUGGUGGCUUUGGCCGUGCUGUUCUUCGUGUCGGCGCAAGCGCUGGCGGAAGAGCUGGGCGACACCGACGAGCUGGCUUACUUCUCCGACUGGUCCGACGGCGACCAAAACAAGGAGGAGUUGCCCUUUCCCUUUGAGCACUUUCUCCAAAGAAUUGCCAGGCGACCUAGACCGCAGCAAUUUUACGGCUUAAUGGGAAAGCGAGAUGCUGGAUAUGGCCCACUGUCUCAUAAAAGACAUAAAACAGACUCAUUUGUUGGACUCAUGGGCAAAAGAUCUUUAAAUUCUGGAUCUUCUGAAUGGAACGCAGCACAGAUUUAUGAAAGGAGACGUAAAUGAAACAGUCCCUCCCUCCCUCGCUUAUUAUUUAUUGAACUUUAUUUGUUUAAAUGGCCAAGUUAGUGUAAUAUAAAAUAGCCAUUGUAUGGAAGAAUUCUUUAUUUAAUACUGGUUGUUGUAAAUUCAAUAAAAUUAUUUUUUUCCUCCUAUUGUGGCAGCGAUACAUGCAACAUACGAGAAAUGUGGUGGAUUCUGCUAUGACAAUACCUGACAGAUUACAGAAAUCAGUUGGUGUUUCACAACAAAGCACAUUCUUUGAAAUGGUCUGUAAAAGAGAGAUUCACCAAAUUAAAAAAGUGGUAAAGAACUAAAAAAAAAAUCUUUUUGUUAAUUUCAGGCAAUCAUCUGCUUCACUGCCAAUGCCAAAUUAAUCUGGUAUCGAGUGCCUGAAUUUGUAUGCAUAGCAACAGUGUACUGUAACUGGCAAAAUAUAUUUGUAUCAUGGCAGCAUGAGUUUAUUUUUUUGUUUCGUGCCUAUAUGUUUUUUUAAAGAAAAGAGAUUUAAAUGUGAAUUUAGAAGUCUUCAUGUUGUUGACUGGCAUUUUACAAUGUCUUAACACUUUAAGUAUUAAAAAGCUAUU
This is a messenger RNA of Eublepharis macularius, 1102 nucleotides long. It is a transcript of the gene TAC1, whose product is annotated as tachykinin precursor 1. Bases 174 to 521 code for a protein of 115 amino acids. Lineage: Eukaryota; Metazoa; Chordata; Lepidosauria; Squamata; Eublepharidae. Gene Ontology annotation, biological process: tachykinin receptor signaling pathway. The transcript is spliced from 6 exons. The record is from RefSeq and is a predicted model, not a curated record.